CGGUAAACGCAGCUCAUCCCGGCGGCCGCGAAAAUGGUCAGAUUCCUUCUGGACCUGCUCCUGCUUCUGCCCUUACUGGUCGUUUUCAUCUUAGAAUCUCUCUUGAAGCUUUUCAUUCCUAAGAAGAGAAAAUCAGUCGCCGGAGAGGUCGUCCUGAUCACGGGAGCGGGACACGGAAUCGGGAGGCUGACUGCCUAUGAAUUUGCCAAACUGAAAAGCAAACUGGUUCUGUGGGAUAUCAAUAAGCAUGGAAUUGAGGAGACAGCUGCUGAAUGCAAGAAACUGGGUGCAAAGGUUCAUGCCUUUGUGGUAGACUGCAGUAACCGAGAAGAUAUUUACAGCUCGGCAAAGAAGGUGAAGACAGAAAUUGGAGAUGUUAGUAUUCUAAUAAAUAAUGCUGGUGUGGUCUAUACAUCAGAUUUGUUUGCGACACAAGACCCUCAGAUUGAAAAGACUUUUGAAGUUAAUGUACUUGCACAUUUCUGGACUACAAAGGCAUUUCUUCCAGCGAUGAUGAAGAAUAAUCAUGGCCAUAUUGUCACUGUGGCUUCAGCAGCUGGGCAUACUACGGUCCCCUUUUUAAUGGCUUAUUGUUCAAGCAAGUUUGCAGCCGUUGGAUUUCACAGAGCUUUGACUGACGAAUUGGAAGCCUUAGGAAGAACUGGAGUCAAAACAUCAUGUCUCUGCCCUAAUUUCAUCAACACUGGCUUCAUCAAAAACCCAAGUACUGGCUUGGGACCCACCCUGGAGCCUGAGGAAGUGGUAAGCAAGCUGAUGAAGGGGAUCCUGACUGAGCAGAAAAUGAUUUUUGUUCCAUCUUCCAUAAGCUUUUUUACAGUGGUGGAAAGGAUGCUUCCUGACCGUUUCCUGACUCUUUUAAAACGGAAGAUCAAUGUUAGGUUUGAUGCAGUUAUUGGAUAUAAAAGCAAAGGACAAUAAGUACUUGGUUUUUUUGAAAAUUGAUUUACCAGGUUUAAGUUGAUUUCAUCCAAUAUUAAUCAGAAGUUUAAUGUUUGGACUUCUGCUUUUCUUAAUUAUCUUUUUUUUCCCUUCAGUAUCACCUUUUGAGGCUCUGGCAGUCCUCUGCAUUUAUUACCAUUGUUCUUUAGCUGAAAGCUAAUUUCGUAUAAUACAAAGAGAAAUACCUUAGCAAUUGCCUUAUGGAAAAUGGAGAAAAAGAACAAAAACAGUUUAACAAUAAUUUCUAAGAUUUCAUGGCUCAUCGGAAAGCUUUGCAUAAUUUGUACUAUAAAUGUUUAAGAUAUAUUUUUAUUUUUAAUUACACUUAAAUUUUAUAUAAUGCACGUUUCCUUUUUCUAUUGUACAUAAAAUAGAAACUUCAGGCUCUCUAAAUAUAAUGAAGGACUGUAUCUGGUAGCAUUUCACAGUGAAUUUCAAGUGAUGUCAGAAAUGUUCAAACAUUUCAUCCUACACAUUACCAUUGUUUCCUGGGAAAUACCUCACAUUUCAGUGCCAAACAUUUCAGCACAAGGAAACUGGAGUUAGACACAUGUUGCAAAUAAAAAAACAUCAUCAAGAUUUAAGGCAGAAAAUUGGGAGAAUGUACCUAUAAGUGGCAACAAUAAUAAGUGGAUGAAACUUACACUUGUGGUGUUUCCAUCUUUUUUGUUUUGAACAGAACAUGGCUUAACCUUCAAAUGAAAGGAAAAUGGAUUAUGUACUCAAACUUUUUUUUUAGUAUAUGGAAAUUCCUCAGAUGUGAGUGAGGCUCAGUGAGAUAAUAAUGUAAGUUCAGACCAAUAAAUUGAAAAGAUAAGUAGGUUUGUUGGAUUUCUAUUAAAGAAAAAUAUUUUCAAGACUGUGUUAGACACACGAAGUAAAGAACAUACAUAUGAAGUAAAGAACUUUGCUCCUUAUAUCAGAAAGUUCAUACUCAGAAAGCAUAAAUCAGAGUCACUCACCCCUGUGAAAUGUAGCAAAUGAAUCACAUUUGGGUUUAGACACUUCAUUGUAAAAGAUUUCGAUCCAUCUUAUAAGCAGGAAUUAAUAUUUAUUCACCACGUGUCAAGUGCUAUCCUAAACACUGACUUAUUGAACAGUCGAGUAAUCUCAUCAAUGCCACUGCAGAUUCUAAGGAUUGUAUGACAAUCCGUUUAAGGAAGGUUAUACUAUAGAUUCUAUACCAUGUAAGAAAAUUUCAGAAGGUAUCAUUCCUACAAUAAAUUUCCUCUUUCCCAUCAGCUACCCUCCUGUGAUACAGAAAAUCAAAGUGCAAUUACUGUUGAACUAUGUUCAACAUUUAGUUGAUGUAAAGGCACAUCUCAGUAAAAACGCCUGCUUUCCAAAUUAUCGUAUUUGAAUACCGUGACUUCGAUUCCCGUCCAUGCGUGGGCCAUGUAGCAGCGCUCUACCAGAGAAUCUACGAGAAUGACACUGCGAGUCUGUACAGUCAGCUUCUAACUUGUUUUGAAAUAGAUGUAAUUGAUGAUUAUUUUCGUUAAGUUAUACCUGUUCCAGCUUGCCCAAUGGAACCGUGAGGAGAAAGGCUAGGAGAAAGCCGACAGUGAAACUUCAGUAAGAUAAACUGAAGUUCAAAGUGUAUUGAUAACUUUCCUCUUAUCAUAGUAAACAUGUUUUGGCUCUUAACACACUUGUCUGAAAUAAACACUUGGAUGAACUUUGGCCUUAA
Messenger RNA from Miniopterus natalensis, 2650 nucleotides. It is a transcript of the gene HSD17B11, whose product is annotated as hydroxysteroid 17-beta dehydrogenase 11. Gene Ontology annotation, molecular function: steroid dehydrogenase activity; oxidoreductase activity, acting on the CH-OH group of donors, NAD or NADP as acceptor. Gene Ontology annotation, cellular component: lipid droplet. NCBI's taxonomy places the organism in Eukaryota, Metazoa, Chordata, Mammalia, Chiroptera, Miniopteridae. The record is from RefSeq and is a predicted model, not a curated record.